Messenger RNA from Polyodon spathula (Mississippi paddlefish), 1480 nucleotides. Its product is annotated as urotensin-2B-like. Gene Ontology annotation, biological process: blood vessel diameter maintenance; regulation of blood pressure. Gene Ontology annotation, cellular component: extracellular region. The record is from RefSeq and is a predicted model, not a curated record. The transcript is spliced from 5 exons. Gene Ontology annotation, molecular function: hormone activity. Bases 261 to 623 code for a protein of 120 amino acids. Lineage: Eukaryota; Metazoa; Chordata; Actinopteri; Acipenseriformes; Polyodontidae.
ACGUAACCGCUCCCAGGAUUUCAGUUUACAAGAGAAUCCGGAUUUUAUUUAUUAGCCUGAUAGAAGAUACAUGGGCCGGGUCCUGACAUUAGAGCUCUGUAUAUCUGUCAGUCUUUGCAUGGACAGCUCCUGGGAUGAUGAUAAACAGACAGCUCCUGCCAUAUCCCAGGCAUUGAUUUACAACCCCUCCGCCCCCCGUCUUCGGCUUCAAAAGUCUCCAUGAGACCCCAGUGGGAUUCCAGCAGAGAUCCUGAAGCACCAUGGACAGAGACCUCUCCACUCCCUUCUGUGCUGGCCUCCUGGCUCUACUACUGAUGGUUCAACUUCAGGCAGUGCAUGGAAGGAGUUUCCUGAUUCAAGAAAACCAGCUGGCUCCUGGAAGAGACGUCACAGAUUUCCAAGACAAGCUUAUAGCUCUGCUACUGCAGAAAGGGGUGUCUGGCAAGUCUGGAAGAAGAUCUGAGAUCAAUGAUCUGGAGCUGGCAAGCAAGCUAGCAGAGCUGGAGCAGUUGGCAGCACUGAGAGAAAAGCUUGACCUGGAGAAGCAGCUGGACUCCAAUGCAAUAGGAAUGGAAUCAGCACACCCGAGUAAAAGAGCUUGCUUCUGGAAGUACUGUGUCUGAGAUCUGGAACCUUUCCAAUCACCCCAGCAAUGUGUCACCCUCAAUAUCAGAGUGUAAUAUAUAUAUAUAUAUAUAUAUAUAUAUAUAUAUAUAUAUAUAUAUAUAUACACACACACACACACAGCUGCAGAAAGGGUCCAUUUCAAACAUGUAUGCUGAGAGUGUUCAAACAGUUCAGCGUUCAAACACAUAAAAGCAGGUGUUAUAUCAAAACCAUCCAUAACUACAUUGUAUCUAAACUAGCAAGAUAUAAAAUUGAAAAGAAAAAUAGUUAUCAGGGAUCACAUGUACAGUAUUUUACUUUAUUUUAACAGGAAAACUGUGUGCAUACUUUCUGACAAAACAAACCCUUGUUUUCAAUCCUGUAAAUUGUAGCUUCUUAUUAUAUUAAUACUAAAUCUAUUGACUAUUCUAUUAUGUGUGCCUCUGUACAACCCUUUGUUUUGUCCUGCUACCAGUAUGCUAUAUGACUGGUUUCACUUAUAUUGGAUUACCUUUCACAAGGUAGCAUUGGUGGUAAUCAAGAUCUGUGAAACCAGCCUGCAGUUUCAAAUGAUGUCAUUAAACUCCAUAAAAAUGCUGUAUGUAUCUAAUUUGAAAAUAAAACAAUGUACAAAGAAUUGAAUUUACUUUUACUGGAUGUCUUGAUAUUUAUUUCUCAUAACAGCAGACAGUUCUAACUGCUUUCAUCACUCCCUUCCAGCACUUCAUUAUUAUAUACAUAAUACAUUAUAUACUAUACAUAAUUUGUUUACAAUGAGCUUCCUACAGUAUGUAUUCACUCUUCCAACCCAAAGCACCUAGAGCCCUAACCACUAGCGCUCCACUCAUGAGUUUACAAGGAAUCUGUGACACGU